Molecule: messenger RNA, 2367 nt
Organism: Triticum aestivum (bread wheat)
Lineage: Eukaryota; Viridiplantae; Streptophyta; Magnoliopsida; Poales; Poaceae
Product: RNA polymerase-associated protein LEO1-like
Exons: 3
Coding region: 1147-2082 (311 amino acids)
Source: RefSeq, a predicted model, not a curated record
CUAGGUCACAGAAACAAAAUUUGGAGUUAUUUUAUCUGGCUCAAAAUGUUUUGGCUCAGCAAUUUGCUGCAUUAGAUAUCUUUUUGUGCUUAUUUUUUUUUGUGAAUUCUACAAUUUGUAGCAUUGAGCUAAACUGACAUUCGUUUUAGUUAACUUACAUUCCUGGAUGUUUUUAAACUGAUAUUAUUUCCAUAAGUUCAGGUUUAUACUUGGCUUUAUCAGAAUUGAGAAUAUGCAGAACAUGUGUUGGAGAAGUGCCCAUUUGGUUUUAUGAAAUAAUAUUCAUGUUGAUUGCAUUUUGUUAUAGAAACGCGCAAAGAAACUAAUGUUUGAUCAUGUCGUUGAGAGGCUCUGUUAUGAUAGUUCUUUGACAAAGUGGUCACAUUCCACAUGAAGAAGAACCCGUAGUACCAUGUUUUACCAUCUCUAUCGCCACUCUGUUUGGCUUUUGCUUUCUUUUUAUUUUCCUGCUCUGAGUACUCGCCCCCUCAUGUUGUACAUGUAAAUGUUUGUUCUUUCUUUUGAACUAAAAAAUCUGAAUAUAUAAGCUGAACCAUGCUUCCUACAAACUUGAUUAUUAUCUGUUUGGGAAUAUCAUUGGGACCGGCACCCCGCGCCAAGGCGUGGUACCAAUCUAGUUAUAGAGGUUGAUGAUGCCUCCUGGUGAACUUAAUAUCUCUCGACAGCUCCGACGGCUCAGAUCUCCACCAUGGCCUUCCGACGGAUAGAAACCGUGCCCGAAGGAAGGGCACGUGUCGGCUGCAAGACCAAGGUUCCCGUUCAACUCCAGAUAAGAGUACGAUACGAUCCGAGUUGUACUACCAUCUGCCAUGGCGAAAGCGAAACGCAGCGAGAGGCGUAGAGUAGCACGCACGCCGCCGCCGCCGCCCUCUUCGUCUUCUCCACUGCUAACCCAACAGACGACGGAACCCAAAUCGCGCAAAUUCCAAUCCGGCCUCCAACAAGCAACCCCGCGGAAGCUCUGCCCGUUGGUGUGUCUCCUUGGUUCCUCGCGCCCGAUUCUCCCGAUCCGGAGCAAGCAAGCGUGGCCGCGUGCCCCGCCUUGCCGCAGAUCGGGGAGUUAAGAGAACCCCAGGCAAGACCAGAGCGGCAGCAGUUGCGGUUGUUGUUGUGGCUGACAGAGAGAUGGCCGGGGGAGGGAACAGGAGAGGGGCCGGCGCCGAGGAGCUGAGGAUCGGCAGCGGCAACGUGUUCGCGGCGCUCGAGACGCUCAAGAAGAAGAAGCCGGCGGCAGCCGAGAAGAAGCAGGCGCCGGUGGUGGAAAAGCCGGAGGUGUUCUCGACGCCCGCGCCGCUCACGGCCAAGUCCUGGGCCGACGUUGAGGACGAUGACGAUGACGACUACUUCGCCACCACCGCCCCGCUGUGCCCCGUGCGGGAGGCCCAGGGGGACGACGCUGAUGCCGGCCACGAGGACGACAAGGAGCACUCUGCCCUUGAACAGGAAAUUGAGAGUGAAGAUGAUAGCCUUGAUGAUGAGGUUGAUGCUGCUGCUGAGGAUGAACAUGAAGCAGGAGAUGCUGUCCCUUCUGAGCCGGCAGUUCAGAAAGCUGUAGCUCCACUAGUACCUCCUAAAGAUACCGAAAGACAGCUCUCCAAGGAGUUAAAGAAAAAGGAGUUGGAAGAGCUUGAUGCUGUAUUGGCUGAGUUGGGAAUUUCACAUGAAUCAAGUAAUGCUACUCAAGAUGAAACAAAUGACAAGGAAGGUAUGGGCCAGGCUGCUGAAGCAGGGAAAAAGGAAGAUGCAUCCGCUCCUCUGGAGAGUAAGACCUCCAAGAAGAAGAAAGCUAAGAAAGACAAGUCUUCAAAGGAGGCAGAAGAAACACUGGAUCAGAACAAUGUGGUCGACAAUGCUGCUGGUGUAGAACCUGAUGAAGAUGUUGCUUCAGUGGAUGUCAAGGAGCGCAUAAAGAAAGUAGCAUCAAUGAAGAAAAAGAAAUCGAGCAAAGAGAUGGACGCAGUAGCAAAGAUUGCAGCAUCUGAGGCGGCCGCUAGGAGAGCAAAGCUUGUGGCAGCGAAGAAGAAAGACAAGAACCACUAUAAUCAGCAGCCCCUGCGGUGAAUUACUGCUCAGAUUAUGCAAUUCCUUAGAUACUGUGCGCCUCCACUAGGAGGAGGCCACCCUCUGGUGCGCAUCUUGGAAUUCUCUAUAGAUGGACUUGUUGUGUGCUGAGCUCUGAAUUGUUCAUGACAGAAACCCUUUUGAAUACUCCCUCCGUGGUGAAAUACUUGUCAGCGAAAUGGCUAGACAUAUUUUAGUUCUAGAUACACCCAUCUUUAUCCAUUUAUGCGACAAGUAUUUUCGGACCGAGGGAGUACAUGGUAAAUGUGGGUAUUUCGUACUACA